UUCGCGCCAGUUUGCCGCAUAGUCGUAUUCUACAGCGGAAGAUGUCGGACUCGGCUGAAGCGAGGGCCUGUUUUAUGAAAUAUUCCUGUCACUUCACUUUUCUAAAACAAGCAGACAAGAACAUUACAGUAAUAUGUAAGCUAUGUCCUGGGGAGAAAAAAUUAUCGUCCGCUGUCAAUAGCACGAGUAAUCUGCUGAAGCACCUGACACGGCAGCACAGACAAAGCCUUCUGAGUGAGCCAUCUUCAUCAUCCAUGGAUAACACCGCGGCAACUCCUGCUAAGCAGACGAAACUUGAUUUCACUUCAGCAACACAGAAAGUGUCUGAAGGUGAGCUUAAGAAAAUGAUUGCAGGCUACGUUGUGGAAGAGAUGCUACCGCUGCGUACUGUAGAGUCUCCGUCUUUUAGGUGCAUAUUAAACAAAAUACCUGUGUGUGGCAAAAAAGCAGCACUGCAUGAUCGAAAAACGUUUUCUACUUACUUAGAUAAGUGUUAUGCUGACAUGGAAAUGGAGCUUAAAGAGACAUUCGAGAGUUUGGAAUAUAUUUCCACGACUGCUGACAUUUGGACCAGCCAUAACAAAAGUUUUCUCGGAAUGACGGCACACUGGAUUGAUCCUUCUACUUUUGUACGAGGACAUGCAGCGCUAGCAUGUAAAAGAGUUCGAGGGAGACACACAUAUGAUGUCAUCGGCAAUGAAAUCGAGCAAGUACAUUCGGCUUAUGGACUGAACUCUAAAGUGACAGCCACCGUGACAGACAACGGGUCCAAUUUUAUCAAAGCUUUUAGAAUGUUCCAAAAAUCAGACUCAGAAGAAGAGAAAAAAGACAUGGUUAGGGCAAUGCUUACUACAGAGUGCCGUGGGUUGUCUCUUGAAGACCAACAACCUGCUCAAGAUCACAAGAACCUUGCUGACUCCACUUAUGACUUUUUUUCAUUUGAGGAGGACAACUGA
Haplochromis burtoni (Burton's mouthbrooder) is the source of this 956-nucleotide messenger RNA. RefSeq lists its product as uncharacterized. NCBI's taxonomy places the organism in Eukaryota, Metazoa, Chordata, Actinopteri, Cichliformes, Cichlidae. Gene Ontology annotation, molecular function: DNA binding. The coding region runs from base 42 to 956 and encodes 304 amino acids. The record is from RefSeq and is a predicted model, not a curated record. The transcript is spliced from 2 exons.